This is a messenger RNA of Alosa sapidissima (American shad), 4196 nucleotides long. It is a transcript of the gene npy1r, whose product is annotated as neuropeptide Y receptor Y1. NCBI's taxonomy places the organism in Eukaryota, Metazoa, Chordata, Actinopteri, Clupeiformes, Clupeidae. Gene Ontology annotation, molecular function: neuropeptide Y receptor activity; neuropeptide binding. The transcript is spliced from 3 exons. Gene Ontology annotation, cellular component: plasma membrane; neuron projection. The coding region runs from base 235 to 1389 and encodes 384 amino acids. The record is from RefSeq and is a predicted model, not a curated record. Gene Ontology annotation, biological process: G protein-coupled receptor signaling pathway.
UCUCUCUCUCUCUCUCUCUCUCACGCUCUCUCUCUCACGCUCUCUCUGCGUGAGGAUGUGCGGUGCGCUCGUCUGUUCAUUGUGGUCAAAACACCACAGCGUCAGGUCUGGUUUUAUGCAUUUGUUCUGCGGAGAUGCCUACUUCGUUAUGCGUAAAGUUUUCCACACUGAGCCUAAGUGGUGAGGCAGCAUGAGGUGACCUGCGUUAGCUGCAGUAUCCAGUCAGCCAGCAGCAUGGCAUACCCAAUGCUCCUCCCCCCUCUCCCACCCGCUCCCCCCAACUGCUCGACCGCCUUAGAGGAGCGCAACUGCUCUUUCGCUAACCUGUCAGCGAUCACAGCUUAUGGCAGUGAUGAGUGUGACAGCAACAAGACUCUCUUUGUCAUCAUGGCGAUAGCCUACAGUGCAGUGGCCUUGCUGGGCGUGGUAGGCAACCUGGCUCUUAUCCUUGCCAUCAUCCGACAACGAGAGAUGCACAACGUCACCAACGUCUUGAUUGCCAACCUCUCGCUGUCGGACUUGUUGAUGGCGUUGGUGUGCCUGCCCUUCACCUUCGUCUACACCUUUAUGGACCACUGGGUGUUCGGGGAAAUUCUGUGCAAGCUCAAUGGACUGGUCCAGUGUUGCUCAGUAACCGUCUCCAUCUUCUCACUGGUUCUCAUUGCCAUGGAGAGGCAUCAGUUGAUCCUGCAUCCUCGUGGCUGGAGACCCACAACACACCACGCCUGCAUAGGCAUCGCUGCCAUCUGGACUCUAGGGCUGGCCACCGCUGCCCCCUUCCUGCUGUUCUCCAUGGUAACGGACACCCCACUGACACAGCUCCCGCCGGAGAUGAGGGAGCAGUUCCAUGGGAAGGUGGUGUGUGUGGAAGCCUGGCCAUCCAGGAGCUUCAAACUGACCUACACCACGUCCAUGCUCUUCCUCCAGUACAUCACCCCACUCCUCUUCAUAUUUGUCUGCUACUACAAGAUCUACACGAGUUUGCGUCGACGGCGGAACAUAAUGGAGCGCGUGCGCGAGAGCCGCCAGCGGAGCAGCGAGAUGCGGCGCAUCAACGUCAUGCUCUUCAGCAUCGUGGUGGCCUUCGCCGUCUGCUGGAUGCCUCUCAACGUCUUCAACGCCAUCAUCGACUGGCACCACGAAGCCGUCAUGAACUGCACGCACGACCCCCUCUUCUCGCUCUGCCACCUGCUGGCCAUGGCCUCGGCCGGGGUCAACCCCGUCUUCUAUGGCUUCCUCAACCGCAACUUCCAGCAGGACCUCCGCGGCUUCCCGCUCUGCCGUCUGGGCCGAGGCCGGCCGCAGGAGGAGUACGACACGGUGGCCAUGUCCACCAUGCACACCGAGGUCUCCCGCACCUCGCUCAAGCUCGGCACAUUGGACACCUGAGGCCAGACUAUACACAUUCAGCUUUGGCUGACUGGUUGUGUGUCCGUUCAGGCGUGUCCAUGUGUGUGUGUGUGAACUUGUGUGUGAAAGUCGCAGCACUUUAGAGAGAUUGUCUUAGUAAACCUCACAUCAGACUCUGAGCUCUGAAUGACUUGUAAGCGUGUGCUCUGAGUGGAGCUUAGACACUGUAUGUGAGGAGACAGAAGGAUGAAGACAUCAGUAAUAAUUCAGAUCUGUGGGUGAUGCAGAUAUUUAACCCAUUUGUGCUGGAUGCUGCACAAGCAACAUUCUAUCUCCCGCCUGUUGCUGCACAGCGCAACAUUGAAUCUCCCGCUGGUUGCUGCGUAGCGCAGCAUGCUUUUUAUUUCAUGUUUCUAGGUGUACAGAGGCUUAGAUAUUAAGGUUUUGGUAGACGUUGACAAUUCUUAGUAUUUUUUCAGAAAACCCUUAGGAAAUAAGGUUGUUUAGUCUAGAAUGCCAUAGGAUUCUAUAGGCGUUUGUAGCAGGCAUUUCAGGAGUAAAUGGGCUAACAGCAGCAUACAUGCUAAAGUUCUCUCUAGCUGGAUUGAGUGAGUUACGAGCAUCCAUAGCAUAACUCUGUGUCAGGAGUAAGACGAGUUUUGUCAGGCACACAUCAGCUCGUUCAUCGAUUAAACUGAAGUUCAUGAUGAAUUUCUACUGUUAAUUGGCACCAGCAGGAUUCACUGCCACUAAUGACUUCUGCUGUGUGAUUUAUGUCACUCAUCCUGUCUUUGCCUGUCAGCUUGUAGUGUGUGUGUGUGUGUGUGUGUGUGUGUGUGUGUGUGUGUGAGAGAGAGAGAGAGAGAGACAGAAAGAGAGAGAGAGAGAGAGAGAGAGAGAGAGAGAGAGAGAGAGAGAGAGAGAGAGAGAGGAGGUUGAAAAGUGGUGGUCACCACUUGUCCCCUGCUCCCUUGACCUUAAUGCAUCAUUUUGAUGCUGAAAUGAGAGGAACCUGACAGAAGGCCCACAGGAAUGUUUCUCUUCUGCAGUCCUAUGUAGAACACCAAUGCUCUCUUUCUUAGGAGCUCGCUGAAUGUAAAAUGUAAGAUAUCAAGAUUGUUAUAUGUUGUGAUAGCAGUGUUUUCAUUCUGAAAAGGAGCCAAGUUGUUCAGCUUUCACUUCAACUGCUGAAAGAAUUAGUCUCUCUGACUACCUCGACACAAGAAUUACAGAAAAGCUUCAGAAGACCUGCACAUUAUUGUGUACUAGCCACAUUCAGGUGUUAGAAGAUAACAGAGGAGUUUCAAUGUAGAUCUCCUGGAGACCUUAUGCAUCACUUGCCAAGACAAAACAGACAGUAGCUAUAAUGUAUUUUAAUGACGUGAGUGUGAGUCUGUGUUUCCCCCUAAUGUAGACUGUUUUACUUGAAAAAGGCUUUGCAGAUUUCAUGAUGCAGCUUUUGAUGUUUGAACUCUCAAAGCAUUAAAAUAAUAUUGAAUUGUUGUAAACAAGUAAGCAUCUUGGAUAUAGACACAUGCAGCUCUGCAAAGCCCAUGCUUGGUUUCACUGUACAUUGUUGUCAUGUGAUGUUGACAUAGCCAACAAAAUACUGAAGUGUGCAAAUGUUUGUGUUACUAUUCAUAAAUGUAUAACAGUUUUCUGCUGUUAGAAGAACACUUUAAAUGAAAGUGUAACAGUGCAUUUAUCAGUUCUUAAAGAUAAGCUUGCCAAUGAUCCAGGAUUUUCGGUCAGGCUUGAUCCGGGCUGAAGAGGUUUUUGUUUGCGUCUGUGCCAAAGCAAUGUUGGAGGAUCCUGAGUCAAAUGAGGUCAUUCACUUUGAUAUGAAACAGUAAAUAUGGAGCGGAAUUUCUGAAAGCUCCAGGCCACGGGACACGUGUUCUUCAGAGGCCUAGCCCACGGAGGAUGUUUAAAACAUAAAGCAAAGGCCAUCAGCGACUGUUUGGACAGACUCCACUCUGAUGUUGGAUGUUAUGUGCUGGCGGUGUUACCCACACCUAUUUGUGUCCUCACACACCCCAUUGACACAGAUAGGUGGAGUUCAGAGCCUCAACACAGAUUGUGCCUUUUAGAGGUAGUCCUUUUUUACUUACUUAAAAAAAGAUCAUUUCAGAUAUCUUCAUCUGCAGUGGCAAGGCUUACAUGUGAAUAAAUGUAUAUAAACACAUUCAGAGAAAAGUUACAUCAGUCUUAUGUUUCACAAAAUAUUGCAUAUAUUUUAAUUUUUUCUUUCUGAAAAAAAAAGCCAUCUUACAAAUGAUGGUAUUUUGUGUUUUGUUUUAUGGGCUUCGUCAUAUCGGGCUGUGUGCUGUUUUGAAUGAUUUCCAAAUUUAUGUUUGUACUGACUUGCUUUUUUCCAUGUUACUCAAAAAAGCCGCUGGACAUGCUAGAAGCCAGACAAGAAAACACUUACAAUAAUAGCUGACAGAGCACUCUCUCUCUCUCUCUCUCUCUCUCUCUCUCUCUCUCUCUCUCUCUCUCUCUCUCUCUCUCUCACACACACGCACGCACGCACACACACACACACACACACGCACACGCACGCACACACACACACACACACACUAUGGCUAGCCCUAUCUUCACAUUGGGUCAGUCUGGUUAUGUGUCUGUUCAGACACACCAUUUUAAUCAAUUGUCUUAUUUUACAAUCAGGCAGAGUGACUGGCUUAGGUGUCUCUCUAUGAAGUCUUUUUCUUAUUUAAAGGCAUAUACAGUAUAUCCCCUCUAUAUUGGAUAGGAAUGUUAGAGUGCAAUUGGAUGGUGGUGUGUUUACAUUGUAUGUUGGUCAGUGUUUUCUAUUAAAAUAUUUGCUUGUAAUAUUUUGA